This is a messenger RNA of Dromiciops gliroides (monito del monte), 510 nucleotides long. RefSeq names its product small integral membrane protein 28 (gene SMIM28). The transcript is spliced from 2 exons. Lineage: Eukaryota; Metazoa; Chordata; Mammalia; Microbiotheria; Microbiotheriidae. The record is from RefSeq and is a predicted model, not a curated record. The coding region runs from base 1 to 510 and encodes 169 amino acids.
AUGAGGUGGCUGUUAGGAAGCAGCUGGAGACAGUUUGGACCUGCUGGCAGGGGGGCCUAUGAAUGGUUAACUAGUGAACCAAGUCUUCCACUUCUGGACACCCAGCUGCAGAGCACAAAUAAGAUAAGCUCUACCAAAGAAGACAUUGAGCCAUUCCUGUGCAUCAUUCUUCCAGCUACCAUCCUGCUUUUCUUGGCAUUUCUGCUACUUUUCCUGUAUCAUCGUUGUAAGCACCCAAGGCCCCAGGGGCAGAUCUUCAGCAUUGACCUUCCAGAGCACCUACCAGAGAGAGAAGUGACUGAUUUCCUUUCGGUCUUACCUUGGAGCACCGAGCAGAACUUCCAUUACUCAACCUUGCACCCUGAUGCUACCUUGCUCACAGUGUGCCUACCACCCUCUUAUGAGGAGGCCACUAUGAAAACCCCUGAGGAAGAGGUCCAAAAUAGGAAUAGCCAGGGUCUGGUACCUCUUUAUAAAGAAGAGAGCACACGUAGGUUGGAUGAUAAUUAA